UUUUCAUUUUUUGUGAGCCCGAAAUUGUUUUUAUAAAAAGACGCGCUGUUAUGGUCACAUAGCCAUGUGUGAAUUAAAAUGGGCUCAAUCGCAUCGGUGCUGCAAUGGCAUUGUCAGGCGUGCGGUCAAAUCAACCCUACGGAGAGUGUGAAAUGUUUGAAAUGUGGUAUAAAGAGAGUAUCUGGUCAUGACAGUGAGAUUACAAAACGUUAUUGCACCGAUUCGUCUUCUGAAUACGCAUCGCGGACAGAAAAGAGUGGCGGCACAACCCCUGGGUCAGAGGCGAUCGUCAUACCGACAACAAACAAUUUCAAUAGCGGAUGGUCGUGCGUCGGAUCGGCGCCGCUGGCAAGCCGCGCGUGGCGUUGCGGCUGCGGCCUGCGGAACGUGUCCGCGUCUUGGCGCUGUGCGGCCUGCGACAAGAUCGCACCCCAUGCGCCUGUUUACAGACUAUCCGAUGACGAGGAUCAAUCUUCAGGGAUGACUGACAAGGAUAAGUCUGAUCAAGACCACAGUAUGAUAAGAUCCAACACACUAGCGGUCCCAUCAUAUAAACCCUCGUCAAGUUAUUCCGGUGGUGGCCCUCUGAACCUCGAUGUGCAGUCGCUUCGGUUAUCCCCUACGCAAAUAACUGAUCAUGCUCACGGAGUGACCAGAUCUCUAUCGCAUGGCUCAGUUAUAAAUUCCCAGCAUAAAUGGUGGAAUGUGGAGGAAACUAGAGGGACUAUAAAUAGGCCCACGAGUUUGCUGGUCUCAGAGAGAUACGGCACUUCGUCCUGCACUCCAAGGGAAUCAUUCUUAAGAAGUAUCCACACAGUUACGAGACGUCCCAAAAAGUGUAACGAGAGCAAAUCGAACUGGGAGCUUAAUUACGUUAAAGAGUAUCAAAGGGAGCAGAGUAGAGCUUUACAUUUGAAAAAGUGGGCGUGCAGUAAAUGUACUUUAGAGAAUUCGGGUAUACGCACGCAUUGCGAAGCUUGUUUGUCGCCGAGAAUCUCCCCAUUAUCACGUAUCUCAAAUACUAGAGGUCUUAGUGUCACUACGUUGGGACGACACGAAACGUUGAGCGGUCGAGAUGGAGCGACCUCGUUACCAACGUCCGGUGGUAUUAUGAUCACCGUCCCCGAUUGGCCACAGUCCACGAAUUUAGGAGAUACUUUCCAAAGGUCAAUUAGUGCUCAGAACUCCCCGGAAACGCGACCGACGUAUCGCCGAUCGUUUUCUGAACAGAAUAACGAGAAACGGCCAGUCGGGAAAGUUAUAUCAAGCAGACGAAGUCUGAACGAUUACCAGAGAUCCCUUGCGAGUUAUUGUAACACAUUAACUAAACCGGAAGAAAAAGUAAGUGACAAAAAGGAGGAUACGACAGAAUUGAUUGAUAAGGAAUGCAGUUGGGACACGAACGCUGAAGGCGUGAUUUACGCGCUACCCAACAAGGGAAAAUACAAGGAUCUGAAUCUCCAGUUACAGGUGAACAAUAAUGGAACAAGGUACUCGUACGUGUCAGUCCAAGAUACGAAAACAGUGAUGAGCAAUUCCCAAAAUGAAGUGUUGUAUUCCAAUGAUAUAGGGGAAGGAGAUUACGCUAGAAUCGACGAGUUGUUAGGUGCAGAGAACUGUAUAUCGCCUGUUGGUGAGAGUAAUAUAAGGACCUCGCAUAUCGGUGCGUCGAAAGAGACUGGUAAAGUGUUUCACAUGUUGCCCUCGAUGGGCAAAGUGUCGCAUAACCCCAGGGAGCCGUCUAAAGUGCCUUCUAUGCAGCAGUCAUCGCGCGAGUCGAGUGGCGCCGCGCGCAUGUGGCAAUGCAGCGAGUGCUGGUUCGCGUACAACGCGUGGGGCGCCCGCUGCGACGUGUGUCGGAGCGCUAGGCCUCCGCACGCCGUCACGUUAGCUCCGCCCCCUGAAAGGGAGCAACCCAGGAGCAGAAAUAACUCGACAUCUGAAGCGAGUGGUCCCAAGCCGGAGUUGAAUCGCAACGAGCCGCCUAAGAAGCUCACGGUUCCGAUAGCCUCGCUUGACCACGACCUGAACAGCGACGAGCUCUUGUUUGCUGUUGACCCUACCCCGACUCCAAACGCUGAAGCGAUAACUUGGACAUGCGGGCGAUGUACCCUAGUCAACGAGCCCACUGCCUCCGCAUGCGCGGCUUGCGCUGGUUCAAGGCCCUCGCCUCAUACACAUUGGUCAUGCAGUUCGUGUACCCUACGGAACCCGUUGUCAGCCAACUUGUGCCUCGCGUGCAAAACACCGCCCGUGCCUAAGCACGGCGUUCCGGGAUCUUCCGCUGAGGCCAAUCACGGUGCGGCAGUUGGAAGAAGUCCGUCACGGCAUACCCCGGCCCCGCGACGUGCGGCGUCAAGACACAAAACUCCACCACCAGAACACAAAGCAGAAAAUUCUGAGUGGCCAUGCUCGGAGUGCACGUUCGUAAACGCGGGCACUGCGCUAGCCUGUGACAUGUGCCAGUCGCCCAAAACCAGACUGCUGCCCGCCGCGCCAGACCAGCCCAGCUUGGAUGACGACGAUUCACCCGAAGGAUCCGAUGGCGAGAGGCAAGAAAGUACUCCAAUGGAAAUACUACGGCUUAGAGAAGAGAGUCAUGCUUGGACGCAGUGGCAGGAGGUUUUGGCUCAAUGCGCCGCGACAGGCGAAAUGUACGUUGACGAGUCAUUUCCCGCGGCGCCACGGUCGUUGUACUAUACCGGGUCCGGUGAGGCCAGCGGGGCUGGAGGCGCCGGGGCGGCCGCUAGGUGGCUUCGGCCUCAACACAUCCACGUGGACGCCGACCCAAGAAUGCCCUGGGUUGUGUUCCGGGAUCCUCGUCCCUCGGAUAUAUCUCAAGGUGUACUUGGAAACUGCUGGUUGUUAUCUGCCCUAGCGGUCUUGGCGGAGCGUUCAGCUCUCGUCAGGAGUGUGGUGGUGCGAGCUGAACCGGCUCGAGGCGCGUACCAGCUGCGGCUGUGCAAAGAUGGCCGCUGGUUGACCGUGACCUUGGACGAUCUCCUGCCUUGUAACCGGAAGGGACAUCUAGUCUAUUCUCAGGCUAAAAGGAAACAGUUAUGGGUGCCCUUGAUAGAAAAAGCUGUUGCAAAGUUACAUGGAUGUUACGAAGCUUUGGUUUCUGGACGGGCGAUUGAAGGUCUUUGCACACUAACGGGAGCUCCGUGCGAAUCAGUAUCCCUUCAGGCAGGAGGGGCUGGUGGUGGGACAGGGGGCGGAGCACCCCUGGAACCGCUGGACCGGGACCUCGUGUGGGCGCAACUCCUGUCUUCGAGGCAGGCUUGUUUCCUGAUGGGUGCGAGCUGUGGAGGCGGCAAUAUGAAGGUGGACGAGGAGGAGUACCAGCGGCUGGGGCUGCGGCCGCGCCACGCCUACUCCGUGCUGGACGUGGUGGAGCUGGCGGGCUACAGCCCCCCGCUGCGCCUGCUGCGCCUGCGCAACCCCUGGGGGCACUACACGUGGCGCGGCGCCUGGGCCGCCAACUGCCCGCGCUGGACGGACGCGCUGCGCAGGGCCCUGCCCGCCGCCAGCGCCGACAGGGACCAGGGCGUCUUCUGGAUCAGUUUCGAAGAUGUGCUCAAGUACUUCGACUGUAUAGACAUUUGUAAAGUGCGGGUCGGCUGGCACGAGGUCCGCCUGGCGGGUAUCUUGCCCCCGAUGUCGUCCACGCGACACCUCACCUGCCUAUUGCUCACCGCCACGCAACCCACUGAAGUGGACUUCACUCUCUUCCAGGAAGGACAGAGAAAUUCAGAAAAAAGUCAGAGAUCGCAACUGGAUCUUUGUGUAGUCGUGUUCAGAACUAAAUCUGGCCCGAGCGCACAAGUGGGUAAACUCGUCGCGCACAGUAAAAGACAAGUUCGAGGGUUUGUUGGCUGCCACAAAAUGUUAGAAAAAGGUUUCUACUUAGUUGUGUGCCUGGCCUUCAAUCACUGGCACACUGGCCUUGAACUGGCCGACAGUUCCGCCUGGCCGAGACACGUGUUGGCGGCACAUUCCUCCAAACCCUUGGCCGUGGAGAGACCUUCUCUGCACCCCCAUAUCUUGGCCGAUGCCAUCAUUGGCCUGACCUUGGCCCGGGGACAGAGGCAUGAAGGGAGGCAAGGCAUGACUGCGUACUACUUGACUAAGGGCUGGGCGGGCCUCGUGGUGAUGGUAGAGAACAGACACACGGACAAAUGGAUCCACGUAAAGUGCGACUGCCAAGAGAGUUACAACGUUGUUUCCACUAGGGGUGAACUCAAGACCAUCGAUUCUGUACCACCAUUGCAUAGACAAGUCAUAAUAGUGCUAACGCAACUGGAGGGUAGCGGUGGCUUCUCAAUAGCGCACAGGCUAACGCACCGACUGGCGGCCGGCGCGCGGCUUCAGGACUGGGCUCCCAGGCCUGAUGACGCACCGAGGCACCGCCCACCCCUCGCGAGAAGACUCAGCGGGUUACACGCUCCGAGACUCAUCACCUAGGACUUAGGACUUAUCUCCUAGGACUUAGGACUUAGCUCCUUGAAGUCCUUGAUAAUUUCCACUUGGACUAGUAAUAUUAGGGGCCCAGGACUUAUAUUUAAUGCUACACGCUUCGGGACUCAUCACAUAGACGUGGGACUUAUCUCCUAGAAGGCCAUAAACAUUACUACUAGGACUUGUGACAAAGAAGGAAUUUGUAACUUAUCUUCUAUGAAACUCCUUAGACUCAUCACAUAGGCCACUAACUCAGAACUUAUCUCCUAAAAUACCUUGAUAAUUUAUAUUAUAUCCUAUGUUACAAGCUCCUCGGACUUAGGACUUAUCCCUUGAAGGCCAUGAUAAUUUCUACUACGACUUGUAACAUAGAAGGGACUUGGAUUUCUAUUCUAUGGAAGAUAGUCCAGUUGCCUAAAAGAAAUUAGGAUAUCCCCUAUAAUGGCCAUAAAAACUUUCUACCAGGCCUUAUUACAUAAUCUUUUAUGUAAUAAGGCCUACAUUUACAUAUUAAAAUGACUAAAAUGAUCUUAAAACGUAAGGUACAGGUCUAGGUAGGUUUCCAAAACCCUCUACACCUAACAGUACUGCCUUAAAAUCAAGUAAAAAAAAAACGAGAGGCUUGAUGCAUGCGUAUGCGUAUCUAUACUCAAAACGUGCGUUUUUAGUAGGCUUUGAAAACGCUUUGGAAUACGCAAAGGAAGGUGGUAAUAAAAUCAGUACUUAGUUUUGAUUUCUAUUUUAACCCAGUGAUAGUUUAUAACCAUAAUUACUGCUUGUACCCAUGAUUACCGAACGGUAAUCCCGACGAUUACCAAAAGUACCCAUCGGUCCACCAAUAUUAAUAGGGUUUAGAAUUUCGUUAGGGAUAUUAAAUUGUAUUAUUAUGUGUAGAAAGGAACGUGUUAUUUUAUUGUUUGAGCUAAUUUUCUUACGUAUAACGUAUUUUAACGGUUAGUAUAUUUUCAGAGGAAACAGAGUUAAAGUAUAAUUAAUUUAUAACUAGGAAUUGGUGACAAAAUUUCAGGACAAGUUUGAUAACAAAGAUUCCAGGUCAAGUUUGGUGACAGUUUCGCAUUAAUUGAUCGACCAUGACAUGACAUGACAUCCAUGAUAACUGAAAUUGUGGUACAAGAUGUGCUAUUGACAACUGAAACAAUAAUUGAUUUAAAAUUACAUCUAUCAGGCCUUUAUUGACUUUGCUCAUCACAUCAACUCAACACCUAUUGGACUGAAAUUUA
Messenger RNA from Pararge aegeria (speckled wood butterfly), 5699 nucleotides. It is a transcript of the gene sol, whose product is annotated as calpain-D. Bases 79 to 4464 code for a protein of 1461 amino acids. The record is from RefSeq and is a predicted model, not a curated record. Gene Ontology annotation, cellular component: cytoplasm. The transcript has 21 exons. NCBI's taxonomy places the organism in Eukaryota, Metazoa, Arthropoda, Insecta, Lepidoptera, Nymphalidae. Gene Ontology annotation, biological process: proteolysis. Gene Ontology annotation, molecular function: calcium-dependent cysteine-type endopeptidase activity.